Molecule: messenger RNA, 1957 nt
Organism: Rhipicephalus sanguineus (brown dog tick)
Lineage: Eukaryota; Metazoa; Arthropoda; Arachnida; Ixodida; Ixodidae
Product: cholinesterase 1
Exons: 3
Coding region: 18-1934 (638 amino acids)
Biological process (GO): choline metabolic process; acetylcholine catabolic process
Cellular component (GO): plasma membrane
Molecular function (GO): acetylcholinesterase activity
Source: RefSeq, a predicted model, not a curated record
UUUUCCGCCGCGUGAACAUGGGCGACUUCCGCGCUUUGUUGCUUCUGACUGCCGCAUUGGUGAUAUACAUGGUCGUUGCCGAAGAUGGCCAGGCACCCGUCAUCAAGACUUCCACGGGCUUCAUUUCAGGAGUGCGCACGUCGAUUGGAGGCAAGGAUGUUGACAUAUACCUCGGCAUACCGUACGCACAACCACCGAUAGGCCUCCUUCGCUUCGCAAAACCCGUGCCUGCCACGCCAUGGAAUGGGACAUACGCCGCCGUUGAAAAGCCUAAGCCUUGUCCACAGAAUACGCAUUACCACACGGACGAGGUCAGCUUUUACUACACCAAUCAUUCGGAAGACUGCCUUCACCUCAACGUCCGUAAGCCAGCAUCGGUGUGCAAAGAGGACUCCUGCGGCAGCAUGCGGCUUCCAGUAGUAGUAUUCGUUCAUGGUACGGAUUUCCAAUGGGGGGACUCGGGUCUUUACCUUCACGAUGGCGGAAACUUCGCAGCACUCACCGAUACUAUCUUCGUGAGCUUCAACUACCGUCUCAACGUGUUCGGAUUUCUCUCCGUUGGAAAUCGAGACCUGCCUGGGAACUGGGGGCUGUGGGACCAGAACCUUGCGCUCACCUGGGUACAGCGCAACAUUGGCUACUUCGGCGGAGACCCUAAGGAAGUCACUGUUAUCGGACACGGUGCUGGAGCUAUCUCUGCCGGUUUUCACGCCAUAUCGCCGCAGAGUGUUGGCCUCUUUAAGAGGCUUGUGCUGCUGAGUGGUAGUCCCAUGAAUGUCGUGACACGAUUUUCUUCUCACUCGUUUGACAGCGUUAUAGAACUUGGUGUAAACCUUACGUGCGACGGUGCGAAAGAGCGCGACAUUGGUGCAGUUUUAAAAUGCUUGAGAGGUGCGAACGAAGCUCAGUUGCUGGAGCAAGUGAAAGGUCCCUAUGUGACAAACUCAAUCUACGGACCGGUAUAUGGAGACGGGUACUUGCCGGAUGACCCUUACAUAAUUGGUAAUUGGAAGGAAAACAUCAGGAGUAAAGAAAUAAUGAUUGGUACUACGUCUAACGAAGGUGCCUUGUUUCUCUACAGCGUGAUGAAGGCUGUGCCCCGAUUCAACGACCUUCUUGUUCUCGAUUAUCGAUCGGCUGUUCAAAAGGCGAUUCGAGCUGCAUUUAGGCUCCGAGAUGAAGUCGUAACAGAGAUAAUGAAAGCCUACUUUUCGGGAUGGUCUCUAGACCACAACACAAAUGACGUGGUCACGGUUCUCAGCAAUAUCUUGGGAGACGGCCUUUUCGUGUGCCCCGCCACAUUUUUCGCAGAUGAGGCGUCAGAGCAGAAGAUACCUGUUUUUAGAUAUGUGUUCGACUAUAGACCGUCAUUCAGCGUCUUGCCAGCAUGGUUCCGUGCGUCUCAUGGAGAUGACCUCGCGUUCUACCUGGGUUCUCUUGUGUUCCUCGGAGACGAAGGGAAGUUCAUUCCCGGAAUUCGAGAGGACGAUUAUGACCGCUUUAAGCAACUGAAGUUCACUGCCGAAGAGGAGAAAUUUAUGAGAGCAAUGGUCACUUCUAUGUCACAGUUUGUGAAGACAGGGAGACCGAUGAUACCAGGAUCAAAAGAACCCUGGCCGAGGUACUCCUCUUUCGACCCGGCAUAUAUAAAUAUCGUUCCAGGAAAUAUCACUCGAGGGCUCGGUCCGAAACAAGACACCUGCGCCAUGUGGAAGCGCAUUCUCAUGAAAGAAGAGUCUGGACAUGAUGUGCCACGGAAGAGGCGAGGCCAACUCAAAAGUUCACGACGUAAUGUUCCAGCGACAGGUAGACGAACACCAUAUGCAAGAGAAGGCCAAGUUCCGACAGCAGGAAGCAAUUUGAUCGUGCCAAGUUGUUUUGUUUUAAAGAGUGUUAUGCUCCUACUGCUGGCAGAGGUAACAAGCUGGUCUUGAGAUAAAAACUGUGCGUGAAGUUG